AUGCAAAUGGCCGAGGACAUCCUAUUGGAGAAGGGGCUCUUGCUUCACCCCAGGCAUGGUUCCCAAUCCCGCCUCUCUCCUCUCGGUGUCCAUGAACCUCCUUUAAAACUCCCAUACUCUCAACACUGGCAGACCCUGAUUGCCUCAAGGGCCCAAACUGUGGGGCAUCCUGGAGGGAACUUGCUCCCCACCUUGCCCAGCCCAGAAACCUGCCAAGAUUUCUCAGCUCCCUGCAGCCACCACUCAACAGCUCUCGCACUGCUCUGGGUGUGCGUGGACUGGACAAUGAGGCUGGCUGUGGCAGCCCUGUUUCUGGGUCUCACGAUGGUGGUCACCAGAGACGAGAAGGAAGGCGACCUGUGUCUGUACGAGGCCCUGUCUGACACCGAUGCUGUCCUCUGCAAGGGCCUUGAAGUUUUCUACCCUGAGCUGGGGAACAUUGGCUGCAUGUUUGUUCCUGACUGCAACAACUACAGACAAAAGAUCACUCACUGGGCUGAGCCCACAGUCAAGUUCCCUGGGGCCUUGGAGGGCGCGACCUACAUCCUGGUGAUGGUGGACCCAGAUGCCCCGAGCAGGUCUUCACCCAAAGCUCAGUUCUGGAGACACUGGCUGGUAACAGAUAUAAAGGGCGUUGAUAUAAAGAAAGGGAAGGUCCAGGGCCAGGAGUUGUCACCCUACCAGCCUCCGUCCCCACCAGCACAAAGUGGCUUCCACCGCUACCAGUUCUUCGUCUAUCUUCAGCAAACACAGAACAUCUCUCUCCACUCCAAAGAAAACAAAACUCGAGGCUCUUGGAAAAUGGACAAAUUCCUGAACCGCUUCCACCUGAGCGAACCUGAAGCAAGCACCCAAUUCAUGACCCAAAAUUACCAGGACUCGCCCAAUUACCAGACCCCCAGAGCCGGAAGCAGUGAGCCGAAGGACAAACCCAAGUAGAGAUAACUGCCUGCCAGGCAUCAGGCUCACACUGUAGGUGUGUGUCCACGGUGCCCGCCACGACGGUCUGGGUAUGGAACCCCCACUGGGUAUGGCACCCUCUGGGUAUGGAACCCCUCCUCUUCCAAAUUAAAAAAAAAAAAAAUCGUC
Messenger RNA from Ailuropoda melanoleuca (giant panda), 1089 nucleotides. It is a transcript of the gene PEBP4, whose product is annotated as phosphatidylethanolamine binding protein 4. The coding region runs from base 1 to 939 and encodes 312 amino acids. NCBI's taxonomy places the organism in Eukaryota, Metazoa, Chordata, Mammalia, Carnivora, Ursidae. The record is from RefSeq and is a predicted model, not a curated record. The transcript is spliced from 9 exons.